Molecule: messenger RNA, 3457 nt
Organism: Anolis sagrei ordinatus
Lineage: Eukaryota; Metazoa; Chordata; Lepidosauria; Squamata; Anolidae
Gene: RPRM
Product: reprimo, TP53 dependent G2 arrest mediator homolog
Source: RefSeq, a predicted model, not a curated record
CCACCCCUGCCCCUCUUUCAAUAAAGCCGCGUCUUUCGCCUCUGCCUUCGGUGCUGCGCCCUCGAGGUCCUUCUUCCGACAGACAAGAGAGAAGCGAGAGUGCAGAGCCCAGGUCGGGGGAGGAGGGAAAGCAGGGCAAGGGACGCCUCUGGCCCGCACCUCAGGGCACAGGAGAGGGAGAGGAAACAGGGAGGAAAGGGAGAUAAGGGAGACCGAGAAGAGGGGAGAGAGAGAGACGGAAAGAGAGUGUGCAAGGGACGCCUCUGUCCCGCACCUCAGGGCACAGGAGAGAGAGGAAGAGGAGAGGGAGAGGAAACAGGGAGGAAAGGGAAAUAAGGGAGAGAGAAGAGGGGGGGAGAGAGACGGGAAAGUGUGUGCAAGGGACGACAGGAGAAGAAAGGAGGAGAGAGAUUGUGUAAGGGACGCCUCUGGGCACAGAAAAGAGAGGAGAGGGAGGAAAGGGAGAGGAGAGGGAGUCAGAGAAGAAAGGGGGAGAGAAGGGAGCGAGAGAGACGGGAGAGUGCGCAAGGGACGCCUGUGUCCCGCACUUCAGGAAACAGGAAAGAGAGAGGGAGUGAAGAAGGGAGAAAGGGAGAGGGGGGGGGGUAGGAGAGAGAAAGAGAGACGGGAGAGAGAGAGAGUCCAAGGGACGCCUGUGUCCCGCACCUCAGGCAUAGGAGAGAGGGAGACAGAGCGGAAAGGGAGAAAAGGGAGAGUGAGAGAGAGAAGAGGGAGAGGGGAGAGAUAAGCGAGUGCAAGGGACGCCUCAGUUCCGCAGCUCAGGGCAGAGAAGAGAGAGAGAGAGAGGGGAGGGGCCCAGAGGGGGAGGGGCUCGGGCGCGCGAAUCCUUUUGGCGCCCUCUCCUUUGCCCAGGAGCAGGAGCGAGAGGAGAGAGCCACCACCAGGCGAGGACUCAGGAGGAGGAAGCACCUUACAGCGGGACCUCUCCCCGGCCAGCCCCUUCUCCACACACAGCAGGAGGGAGAGAAAGAGAAGGCAGCGAGGGAGGAGGAGGAGGAGGCACCCGUGAAGGCACCUCAUCCCCACGCGAGUCUGCCCCGCCAGCGGACAUAAGCGAGGGAAGAGGGCGAGGAAGCGAGCGACCCCUGAAGAGGCGGAAGGGGAGAAGAGAGCAGGACACCGCGAGCGAGACCCACGAGAGUCCCUUCAGGGAAAUCCGCGGAAAGUCCUCUGACUGGCUGGGGAGGAGGCACCUGAGGCACACGCGACUCCCUUUGGGCACAGAGGGUGCUUCGAGAGGCGGGAACUCGGAGCGGGACUGACUCCACAGUUGAAGGAGAGGAGAGGCCCCGUGAGAGGGACAGCAGCGAGAGAAGAGAGCGCUGACAGAGGAGAGGAACUUGCCCCACAGUUGAAGGGAGAGGAGAGGAAGCCUUGAGAGGGCUCUCUCUCUCUCUCCCAGGCGCCUUGCCCUCCUGGUCCUCUUCCUCCUCCGCCUGCUGCCCGCCGCAUGAGUCUCUCUGGGCCGUUUCCCCGCUGCCUCCCGGUGCCUCCCGCCCCGUCUCCUGGUCCUUCUUCCUCCUCUUCCUCUUCCCUCGGCCAUGAACGGCUCUUCGGCGUGGGCGCCGCUGGGCAACCAGACGGAGGCGGCGGGCCUGCUGUGGGCCAACAGCAGUGAGGCGCUGGGCCGGGCGCUGCGCUCCUCCUUCACGCCGCGCUCCGUGGUGAGCGACGACGGCUUCGUGGUGGCGGCGCCCGACGAGCGGAGCCUGUACAUCAUGCGCGUGGUGCAGAUCGCCGUCAUGUGCGUCCUCUCGCUCACCGUCGUCUUCGGCAUCUUCUUCCUCGGCUGCAACCUCCUCAUCAAGUCCGAGGGCAUGAUCAACUUCCUGGUCAAGGACCGGCGGCCCUCCAAGGAGGUGGAGGCCGUCGUGGUGGGGCCUUACUGACCCCGGGCUCGCUGCCUUCUCCUGGGAAGACUCUUCGGGGGAGAGCCGAGGCACCGGCGCCAGCCCCAUCCUUUCCCUCCUGCAGCAGCAGCAUCCAAGGCAUUCCUGCGCUAAGUAGGAAGCUGGGCGUUUGACUGCUUAAAUGGGGGUGGAUAACAAGGGUUUUCCCCCUCUUCUUCCACUCAACCUCUUGGGAAGUGAAGGAACGUUUCUGGGACAGAGUUUGGGGAAACCAGGAUUGACUGGAGUGGAAGACUGAAAAGACAGAACUGUGUGUAUGAGAAAGUCAUGAACGCAGCCAGGAAGCCUUUCCAUCUGAAUUGUGGGUUGCUGUGAGUUUUCCAGGCUGUAUGGUCAUGUUCCAGAGACAUUUUCUCCUGACGUUUCACCCACAUCUAUGGCAAGCAUCCUCAGAGGUUGUGAGGUCUGUUAGAAACUAGACUCUUCUCUGUGUAGUCUGGCAUGGUGGUUGUUAGAGUGGUCCAGCAUUUCUGUGGAAGGCAUCCUCGGAGGUUGUGAGAUCUGUUGGAAACUAGGCAAGGGAGGUUUAUAUAUCUGUGGAAGGUCCAGAAUGCUACAAAGAACUCUUGUCUGUUUGAGGCAAGUGUGAAUGUUGCAAUUGGCCACCUUGAUUAGCAUUGUAUAGCCUUGCAGCUUCAAGAUCUGGCUGUUUACUGUCUGGGAGAAUAAUUGCUGAGAGGUGCUAGCUGGCCCUGAUUGAUUAACAUCUGGAAUUCCCCUGUUUUCAGAGUCUUGCUCUUUAUUUACUGUCCUGAUUUUAGAGGGUUUUUUUUAAUACUGGUAGGCAGAUUUUAUUAAUUUUCCAGCAGACCUCACAACUUCUGAGGAUGCCUGCCAGAGAUGUGGGUGAAACAUCAGGAGAGAAUGCUUCUGGAAUGUGACCAUGCAGCCCGGAAAACUCACAGCAACCCAGUGAUGCUGGUCAUGAAAGCCUUCGACAACAAACCUAAAUUGUGUGUCUUGUAAAUAUGGUAGCAAUGUGAAUGCACAUGGAGGAAACAUUCCCAACUUUGCUGCUUUGUUUUUAAAGGGAGAGGGGUGGGGGUUGUUGACAGUGAAAAGGAGAUGGAGUCAAUGGAUCCUGGAGUUGAUUGUAAAACCAUUCCUCUCUCUCCUGUAAAGAGUGUGAAUGUGAAGGGUAGGGCAUGCACAUCAUCCAUCAAAUUGUGGUGCUUUUGGGGUGUUUGUGUCUGUGUUUUCCUCUUAGAUCCAGUUUUCAACUCGUCUGCGACAGGAAUGGCAGUACCUCUGUUGUCCCAAUGACAUGGUUUCUGAACCAUCUACUUUUUACUGUAACUUUCACCUUUUGAAACAUGUAUUCCAUCGGGGUCUGGUUUGUAUUUUGUACCGAUCACUUCUUGACGCUUAUUUGCUGCUGCUGCUGCUGCUAAAAAAAAAAAAGCCCAUGUGCUUGACUGCUGCACCCGUGACUUUAUAAAUUUCACUGGUUUACAUUGCCCAAAAAAGUGCUCUGAUGGUUCUUUCUUUCUUAUUUAAUUUGCUUAAUAAAAUCUAUCUGAAUCUUC